Phascolarctos cinereus (koala) is the source of this 3835-nucleotide messenger RNA. Lineage: Eukaryota; Metazoa; Chordata; Mammalia; Diprotodontia; Phascolarctidae. The record is from RefSeq and is a predicted model, not a curated record.
AUGUGUUUGGUGUUUCAGGAAUCAGUGACAUUCCAGGAUGUGGCUGUGGAGUUCACCAGGGAGGAAUGGGAGCACCUGCGCCCUGCUCAAAGAGAACUGUACAGGGACGUGAUGCUGGAGAACUAUAGGAACCUGGUGUCUCUUGAUUCCCAGAGUCAGGAGACAAACUUUAUUGCCAUGGAGUCAACUAGUAAUCUGAGUAUUUCUAUAGAAGAAUCAUUGCAGGAAAGAUGGAGCAGAAAAAUUCCUUGGGAUUACAAGUUAGGAGAAGUCUGGGAAUGUGAUGUCAAAUUAGAGAGGAAGGUGGAACCUUCCAAUCAAGUAACAAUUACCCAAAGAAAUGCCCCUAAAAUGUCUACUGUCCAUGAAUGCAAUACAUUAAAGAAAAGUUUCAGUCUGAACUCAGCCCUUAUUUCACAACAGAGAGGAAAGAACUGCUAUAAAUUCAGUACAAAUGGAAAGAGCAUAAAAUGGCAUUCAAGUCUAUUAAAAAAUAGCAGAAUCUCCUUAGACAAGAAACUUUGUACAUGUUAUAAAUGGGAGAAAGACUUCAUUUACCACUCUGAUUUUACUCAGUAUGACACCACAUCUAAUGGAAAAAACCUUUAUGAAUGCAGUAAAAGUGACAAAACCUUAUUUCAGAGUGAAAACUCUAAUCAGCACCAGAUAACUUAUAAUGGAGAAAAAUCCUGUGAAUAUGAUGAAUGUGAAAAAUUCCUUAGGAAUAGUUGCCACCAGAGAGAGUACAGUAGAGAAAAAUCCCAUAAAUGUAAUGAAUGUGAAAAUUUCUUCAGCUACAAAUCAUCUCUUAUUAAACAUCAAAAAAUUCAUACUAAAUAUAAUUCCUAUGAUUGUGAUGAAUGUGGGAAAUCCUUUACUCAUAGCUCAUCCAUUAGUAAACAUCAAAGAAUUCAUACUGGAGAGAAACCAUAUAAAUGUAGCGAUUGUGGGAAAGCUUUUACUUAUAGCUCAUCUCUAACUCAACAUCAGAGACUUCACUCUGGAGAAAAACCAUAUAAAUGUGAUAAAUGUGGGAAAACCUUUAGCUACAGUGCAUCUCUUACUCAGCAUCAGAGAGUCCACACUGGAGAGAAACCCUAUAAAUGUAGUGAAUGCGGGAAAGCCUUCAGUGACAGUUCACACCUCACUCAACAUCAGAGAAUUCAUACUGGAGAGAAACCCUAUAAAUGUGGUGAAUGUGGGAAGGCCUUCAAUGACAGUUCACACCUUACUCAGCAUCAGAGAAUUCAUACUGGAGAGAAACCAUAUAAAUGUGAUCAAUGUGGGAAAGCCUUCAGCCACAGCUCAUCCCUUACUCAACAUCAGAGAAUUCAUACUGGAGAGAAACCUUAUGAAUGUGUUGAAUGUGGGAAAGCCUUUAGCCAUGGUUCAUCUCUUUUUCAACACCAGCAAAUUCAUACUGGAGAGAAACCUUAUGAAUGUAAUGAAUGUGGGAAGGCCUUUAGUGACAGCUCAUCCUUUACUAAACAUCAAAGAAUACAUACUGGAGAGAAACCUCACAAAUGUAAGGAAUGUGGAAAAUCUUUUAGUCAUAGAUUAUCCCUUAUUUUACACCAGAGAGUUCAUACUGGGGAGAAACCCUAUGAAUGUAGUGAAUGUGGGAAAGCCUUCAGUGACAGCUCCUCUCUUACUCAACAUCAGAGGACACAUACUGGAGAAAGACCUUAUGAGUGUAAUAACUGUGGAAAAGCCUUUAGCCAUAGCUCAUCCUUUGCUAAACAUCAGAGAAUUCACACUGGAGAAAAACCUUAUGAAUGUGAUGAAUGUGGAAAAGCCUUUAGCCAUAACUCAUCCCUUAUUAACCAUCAGAGAAUACAUACUGGAGAGAAACCUUAUGAAUGUGACAAAUGUGGUGAAGCUUUUAGCCAAAGUUCAUCUCUAACUCAACAUCUGAGAAUUCAUACUGGAGAAAAACCCUAUGAAUGUAGUGACUGCGGGAAAGCCUUUAGUAACAGCUCAUCCUUUACUACACAUCAGAGAAUUCAUACUGGAGAGAAACCUUAUAAAUGCAGUGAAUGUGAGAAAGCCUUCAGGUCUCGAGCAUACCUUACCCGACACCAGAAAACCCAUACUGGAGAGAAACCCUAUGAAUGUAAUGAAUGUGGGAAAGCCUUUGGUGAUAGCUCAUCCCUUAGUAAACAUCAAAGAAUUCAUACUGGAGAGAAGCCCUUUAAAUGUAGUGACUGUGGGAAAAGUUUUAAUGAAAACCCCUCCCUUACUCAACAUCGGAGAAUUCAUACUGGAGAGAAGCCAUAUAAAUGUGAUGAAUGUGGAAAAGCCUUUAGCCAUAGCUCAUCUCUUACACAACAUCAGAGAAUUCAUACUGGAGAGAAACCCUAUGAGUGUUGUGAAUGUGGGAAAGCCUUCAGUGAUGGCUCAUCCCUUACUCAACAUCAAAGAAUUCAUACUGGUGAAAAACCCUAUGAAUGUCAUGACUGUGGGAAAGCCUUUAGUCAUAGCUCCUCCCUUAUUAAGCAUCAUAGAAUUCAUGUUGGAGAGAAGCUUUGUAAAUGUAAUGAUUUUGAAAAACAUUUUAAUCAUAGUUUACCUUUCAUCAAACAUCGAUAUUAGGGUUUAGCUAUAAUAUUUUGGUAAUAUGAAAACAUUUUAUGAACCCAAAGAGUGAGGACUACUAGGCCUAUGCAUAACUGUUAAAAUAUAUCCUUAUCUGUAGUUUUGUUUCAGUCUCAAAUUCUCUUCUGACUAUAAUGACUCAGUUUUCUUAUGUAGAAGAUUUGGGCAUUGGGCUGUGUGAUUUGAAAGGCCCCUCCUAGGUCAUAAAUGCUAUGACCCUGCAAUCUUAGUUCCCUACUCAUAUCUUCUGCCUGCCUGCCUUAAUUCUGUCUCCAACAUCCCCAUGACUUCCAACUAUCCAUGUAUUCUCCUUAACCUCAUUGGUUCUCCAUCUCUGUAGCUCUGCCUUGGACCUUGGUUCUUUACUGAAUCAAUAGGCUUUAUUAAAAUAAAUGUUGCCAGCCCCUUCGAAAUUUUGACUGGCUUUCCCCUAAAAUAGAAACUGAUCUCCAUGCUCUCAUUUCUGAAAUCUUCCAUUGCAAUCACAAGUAACCUUAAUUUGACUGAGUGUAUAUGAUGCCUCCUUUUAUGCCUCUUCCCAUUACAGCAGUUGAAUGUUUGUACUUUUCACUGCCUAUGCUAUAUCCUACUCCUUUCCUUUAUGUCUCUGACAAGCCCAGAAGAACUCUGGCAUAGGUUGUGACAGGUUUACACUCACCAAACCUCUGAAUAUGGGAAAUAAAACAAAACACUUUUAACCUUCUUUCUUCCAUUGUAGACUUAUAACACUGCCUUGUGUACAGAAAAUUAAACUUAGGGUUGGAUAAAAUAGUUGACGAAGGAAAAUUCUACCUUCAGACUUGUGCAACAUUCCUGAUUAACGACCCCACUUGUUUCAUGCUUUAAAUUCCUCACCUAGAAGGAACUUGCUAGUUAUUUUCAUCCAACCAUGGCUUAUGGACUUCUCCAUAGGCCACCUGAAAGUGAAAUUCUUUAUCAGUGUUCACACUAUUCACUCAAUGGGCUACCCCAUGUUUUUUUAAAGUUUGAUGUAUCAAUUGGAUCACUUUGAGAACUUUCUCUAGAUAUUUGUGCAUCCUCAGUACAAGUAUGCCAUCAAUUAAUGACCAUGCAAAUUGGCACAAAAGAAAGGAUAAUAUGCAACUAUGCCAACACACUUCAUUUGCUAAAUCAGGAUCUGGAUUUGAAUGAAAAUUCCGUAACUGACUGGUGUCUUCAACUCAACUUUGUCCAUUCUAGUCCUCAUUUACCAACCUCUGUCAAAAGAGGGCUGAUUAAA